AUAGCUCAGUUUCCGAACGCACGCCGCACCGACCAGACGCGUGGCGUGAUAAACAAAAUUACACCAUCUUGCCCCCAAAACAGUGGCUGUGAUAACAUAGUGAUAGUUUUUAUUGUAAGCUUAUUGGAACUUGUUAAGGUCAAAGCAGACAGAAAUGUUUAUAGACGAAAACGAAGUGCCGGAGUCAUGGUGGGUCUCCGCGGCGCUGAAGGCGAUCCGAGCGGUCGCUCUUGUGUUCGACGUGCUCACGUUCCCCGUGCACCUAGUGCUGCAGCGGCCGUGGCGCAAGAGGGCGCUAUCCCGCCGGAUCAAGGCCCGCAUAAUCCAAAACGGCAACGAUAGCGUGACCGUCCGCUCCGUGGCUGAGCCCACCGAGCUCCACCUCCGCAUGGUGCGCGACAAUGUCCUCACCAUGGAGGGCAUGCUCCGCGCCGCCGCCUCGCGCUGGGCAGACAAACCUUCACUAGGUACCAGGACGGUGCUAGGCGAAGAGGAUGAACCACAGCCUAACGGACGGGUCUUCAAGAAGUUCAAGAUGGGCACAUACAUAUGGCGCUCGUACACCGACGUGGAAGCCGAGGCGAGCAUGUUCGCGGCCGGCCUCAGGGAGCUCGGCUGCGCGCCGCGACGCAACGUCGUCAUGUUCGCCGAGACCCGCGCCGAGUGGAUGAUCGCCGCUCACGGCUGCUUCAAGCAGAGCAUUCCCGUGGUAACCAUUUACGCGACCCUCGGUGACGACGCCAUCGCUCACGGCAUCAACGAAACUGAAGUCUCGACCGUCAUCACCACACACGACCUGCUUCCCAAGUUCAAGAAAAUUCUGGCUAAAACUCCCCUGGUUGACACCAUUAUCUUCAUGGAAGACCAGCUAAAGUCGACUGAUACUAAGGGAUUCAAAGAAGGCAUUAGGAUUGUGGCCUAUAAGGAUGUUCUGGAAAAGGGAAAAUUCUCCAAAAUUGAGUCUGUCCCGCCAUCGGCCACAGACACGGCCAUCAUCAUGUACACGUCGGGCUCCACCGGGGCGCCUAAAGGCGUCAUCCUGUCGCACCGCAACAUGCUGUCCACUCUGAAGGCCUUUGUCGAUGCCGUACCCAUAUACGAAAGUGACGUGCUGAUGGGUUUCCUGCCGCUCGCGCACGUGUUCGAACUGCUCGCCGAGAGUCUCUGCAUCAUCGCCGGCGUCCCGAUCGGUUACUCAACUCCGCUGACCAUGUUGGACUCGUCGAGCAAGAUCAUGAAGGGUACGAGUGGAGACGCCACCGUACUCAAACCUACCUGCAUGACCACUGUACCUUUAAUCAUGGACCGCAUCAGCAAAGGCAUCACGGAUAAAGUGACCCGCUCCGGACCCAUGGCGGCUGCUGCCUUCAAGUGGGCAUACACAUACAAGCUCACGUGGAUGCGACGCGGGUACGACACACCUCUGCUUAACAAACUGAUGUUCUCCAAAGUGUCGGCUCUGCUCGGAGGGCGCAUGCGCUGCAUGAUCUCUGGUGGAGCUCCAUUAUCCCCCGACACGCACGCGCAGGUGCGCGUGUGCCUGUGCUGCGACGUGGUCACCGGCUACGGCCUCACCGAGACCACCUCCUGCGCCACCGUGGCCGACGCGCACGACCGAUCCACUGGUCGCGUAGGCGCGCCCACCACGGGCACCGACAUCCGCCUCGUGACGUGGGAGGAGGGCAACUACCGCGUCACCAACAAACCCUUCCCGCAGGGUGAAAUAGUUAUCGGCGGGGACAGCGUGGCGGAGGGCUACUACCGUAAUCCGGAGAAGACUCGCGAAGAAUUCUUUGACUUCGAAGGCCGCCGCUGGUUCCGCUCCGGAGACAUCGGGGAACUGCAUCAUGACGGCUGCAUCAAGAUCAUCGAUCGUAAAAAGGACCUGGUGAAACUACAAGCCGGUGAAUACGUCUCUCUCGGCAAGGUGGAGGCCGAACUCAAGACUUGCCCCAUCGUUGAGAACAUCUGCGUGUACGGAGACAGCUCCAAGAAUAACACCGUGGCGCUGCUGGUUCCUCAUCCUCAGCACCUCGCCGAACUGGCUGCCAGGGCCGGCGUCCAAGAGAAAGAAUUCGACAAACUGUGCAAGAACUCACUCGUGGAGAAGCUGGUGGUGAAGGAGCUGGCCGAGCACGCCAAGAAGUGCGGCUUGGAGCGUUUCGAGGUCCCGACGGCCGUGAAGCUGUGCACGGAGGUGUGGUCGCCCGACAUGGGGCUGGUCACGGCGGCCUUCAAGAUCAAGCGGAAAGACAUCCAGGACCGGUACAAGGAGGACAUCAAGCGCAUGUACGCCUCGUGAGGGGACAACUAGCCCCGCAGGGCAUGCACGUCGAGUGAGGGCACAACUAGCCCCCAAGGGGAUAUUGCACAGGGACGGGGGCGAGGUUAAACCUACAUUACAUGUUUCAUAUAAUAUCGUUAUGUCAUAAUAAUUGCUGGAGAAAUUCCUUGUCGCUGUUAUAAUGUUGUGUACAAAUGUAGUGCAUUAUUAUUUUUCAUCGUAUUUUCACGAAUACGUGUCUUGCUAUUUCAGUCGGUCUCGGUACAAAAAGUACUAAGGUUGACUGAAGUAGCGUGACAAAUACGAACGUUUCCGAGAAAAUACGAUGGAAAACAAUUAUAAAUGCACUAUAUCUGUAUGGACAUUUCAUACUUGGUAUCAAAAGUUGAAUGUCAGUUAAUAAUGUGGAUGAUUGUACUGUAAUAUCCAUGACGUUUUCAACCAAAAGGUACCACAUCGUCGCUUGUCGAUUAGGUUGAUUUCGAAUUAAAACUAAAUGGAAAUAGCGCCUUAUGGACAACCGACAAUAAGUACUCUUUUGGUUGAAAAUGGCACAUUUAAUUUAAUGACAUCCUCGAUUCAUUGUUAUAUUUUUUCAUAUUUUAUAUUUAGUAGCUAGAGAGCAAAUUCUACUAAUUCACAGUUAUCUAACUUAAAUUUGUGUGAAAAAUACUUAAACUGGGUUUAACUUUACGAUCGCCGUUUUGAUGCUAAAUCUAGUGUUCCCGUGACACCCUAGAUCUUUGAAAUCAAUAGUUUAUUCUCUAAUCAUCAUCAGAACACUAGACGUAGCUAUAGGAUACUUAAAUAUUGAAUCAGAUCAUCUGCUCACAUUUCUAUAUAAAAUAUUGCAAUAGACAUGUAAGUAGAUGAUUUGCUUAUAAAACUAGUUUCGUGUCAAACUAAUUAAUUCUUUACGAGAACACGGUACUCGCAUCCAGGGCGAGAUGUACCGGUUUUGCACCGGUACCGAUAAAUUACCGGUAAUUAUCUGCGGUACCGGAAACUCAACAAUUAGCCACGCGUCGGCAGGUCCGCGCUGUCUUGGCAAUUAGAAACCAUAAUUGUGACGUUUUCAACCAAAAGGUACCACAUUGUCGGUUGUCGAUAAGGUUGAUUUCUAAUUGAAGCUAUAUGGAAAUAGCGCCUUACUGACAAGCGGCAAUAAGUACCCUUUCGGUUGAAAAUGGCACAAUUUAGCAACGUCGUUAUAACAAAUGCUACUGAUCUCUAUUUCUUAUCAAUGGCAGCUUAUUUCAUGAAUCAAUGGAUUGUUUCAUACUGGUUCUGUAAUUGAAGACGAUUUUGUGACAGUGGGUGGGUGGGUUAUAUAUGCUCAUAAUGCAAGUUUCAUGAAAUUUAUGAAUUUCCCCAUUCAUUUUGCUGUUUACAAUUAUUUCAACAACACUCGGGGUUUUUGAACCAGACCUAUGAUAAAGAUCAGUAGUAAAUGGUUCCGUGCCUAUAGUCGGCGAUUUCUGUACAUAGAUGUUAUAGGUAAUAAAGAUUAUAAAGGAUACUAGAAGCGCCUCUGUGAGGCGACCGCUGUUGUAUUUAUUUAUUUCAAUCGGGAACGUUAAAUUACUCACGUGAUAAACGGCCCUCGAGACCGUUACGAACUGUACAGAUUUCUUCAAUGUAGUUUUGUAUUUUGUAAAUUAUUUAUGAAAAUAAUAGGUAGCUUAGCGGACCGACUAGGCCUCAAUUUUUUAUAGAAUUAUUUGUAUAUCGUGCAUCACAUUAUCUUUUUUAGAUAUGUAAACAUUUUAAAUAUUUUAUGCCAAAUACAGUGUGUUUAGAACGAAAUAGCAUCGUCGUGAAUACUGUUUAUAUCGGGGACCUAUUUUAUAACUAAAUAUUCGUUUGAUAAUUUUAGAUAUUUUCCAGUCAAAGUCCCUAGCAUUUUUAUGUCAAUUUGGACCCCAAGUAGGCAGGCAAAUUUACUUACGAUGAGAUCUCGUUCUAAAAUAGAAAUUACGCAUUUGAACCCACAGCACCAAACAUUCGCAGGAAUCUUCCUUCGGCUCUAAGUUUCUAUAUUAUAAUAAUUUUGAUAUAAGCGUUGUACAUAUUUAUGUCGAAAUAGUUUUAACGGUAGCAAUGCAACGUGCGUGAAUGGUCUCGAUAUACCUAUUGUAUACAUUGCAACCAUGUUCAGAGAUUUCAUGAGAUUUAUGUAUAUUUAAGACCCUCAUGUCAUAUUCAGAUCUGAAUCAUGUUGAGUGUGUGUGACUGUUUGGAGUUAGGUCUAAUAUUUAAGUUAUGUAGUCGUGGCAAUUAUAAAUCUUACUUGUAAUUAGGUGAAUAAAGUUUUUCAUGCAAUGCCAUGGUUACGGUCGCCUGGUUCACUUUAAAUCCUGGUUUUAUAGAAUUUAAAUUAACCAAACAUCCAUUUUUGUGGUAAUUAUAAUAUAAGCCCGGUAAUUAUAAUAUAAGCCCGGUAAUUAUAAUAUAAACUUGUAAUUAGGUGAAUUAAGUUUUUCAUGUCAGCCGUUGUCAUGGUUACGGUCGUCUGGUUCACUCAUUCAAUCCUGGUUUUAUAGAAUUUAAAUUAACCAAACAUCCAUUUUUGUGGUAAUUAGAAUAUAAGCCUUCUCCAACAAGCACGGUAAACUUGAUACGAGAGCAAAUUGCUACUAUCUGCCUGGCUGAUGGGACAGAAAAACAAAAAAUACUUUAUUAGCCCAAUUGUAUAAUUGCCACGACCAAUUUUGAGUUAUACACUGCUUUUCACUUCGACUGCGAGUAAAAUAUACAUACAAAAAUAUCCAAUAUUGUAGGUUAUUUUACCACAUUUAUUUAAGACUAAAGAAAAUAGUAUUCGGUUGCGUCUCGGUAAGAAUUUGGACUUUAUUGCUAACUCAAUAGGAGUCGUAAUAGAUGAUUUAACUUUAUAGUCUACGCACGACUUAAAGUCGAACUUUACGAGCAUGAGAAGUGAAAAAAUAUGAUUAGACCGCGCUCCGAAUCGACUCUAAAUAAAUACUGAAAUUCUUUAGAGUAAGUUAAUUGUUAUAGUACUAGGGGGGGCGGGAAUGUUUUGCUGCUGUUGAAAACUUUAAUAAUAAUUUUGCAAUAAUAGUUUCGAUUAGUUCGGGAUGUAGCAUGUAAUGCAUUAGUGUAGCUCAGUUGCGUUAUUUUAGCCAAAUUGUUUUAUGAUUUAGGGUCGUGGGCGUACGCCCUUAAAAUUGUUACUUAGUUUUACUUUUAUCAUGGCUAUUAUGCAUUUUCCUGGCGCAUUUUGCUGAGCAUUUACUCACCCCAGUUUGGUAUUUCGUAUAAUGGAAUUUAAAAAUCAAUGUAUACCCGUGCAUAGGAUAGGUAUAUGUUACCUAGCUGUACGCAUAUUCCAUCGAUGUAUUUAAUGUGGACAUGAUUGUUACUAUAAUAGGUAGCAUCAUAUUUUUCGAUGUAUUAUAAUCGUUUUGAAUAACAAAAUGGUAUUAGCAAGUUAUUGCUCAGUUUAUGUGACUGCAUUUUGUUUGAAAUUCUUAAAAUACAAAUAAAAAAAUAAAUGUUAAUAAAAUCAUUA
This is a messenger RNA of Cydia strobilella, 5816 nucleotides long. It is a transcript of the gene Acsl, whose product is annotated as long-chain-fatty-acid--CoA ligase 4. Gene Ontology annotation, biological process: long-chain fatty-acyl-CoA metabolic process; long-chain fatty acid metabolic process; neuron differentiation. The record is from RefSeq and is a predicted model, not a curated record. Gene Ontology annotation, molecular function: palmitoyl-CoA ligase activity. Gene Ontology annotation, cellular component: lipid droplet; endoplasmic reticulum; plasma membrane. Bases 155 to 2302 code for a protein of 715 amino acids. Lineage: Eukaryota; Metazoa; Arthropoda; Insecta; Lepidoptera; Tortricidae. The transcript is spliced from 16 exons.